AGUUGGAUCGCAGGAAUAUAAAUCGAUUCAGUGGAUGAAUCGUUACACCCCUAGUAAAAAUGGACUUCUCCACAAUAUAUCGCAACUAAACCACUUUUAGAAGAGAAUAAUGAUUUAGCAGAAUAACUGAAUUUAUAUGCAAUGCUCCAAAAAAUAAACACUUAAACAACACAAUGUAACUCCAAGUCAAUCACACUUCUAUUAAUGUUAAUGUUAACUGGUGGUAAACUAGAUUCGGCCACAGAGGCUGUUACAACAACCAUGUUUGGUCAUAUGCAUUUAGAUGCCAUCGAGCAAUCAUUUUUGUUUAUUGCGUAAGGAAGCGUGACAGAACUAUGCAGAGCAUGUGUGCCGACGUCCAGGAGAAACGGGAAUGAUGACUGGGGAAACCCCCUCUGGAGCAGCACGGCAUGCGUUCUUCUGAUUUGUUUAUUUUCGUUUGAGAACUUCAUGUGAUUGUUCCUUAUUUCUACUCUUUUCUUGGGAACCACAAUGACCUCUGUGCUCUGGAGAAUUGUACAACGACGCGACGGGAUGAAGGUGGGGGGCACGUGAGUCACAGAGGAAGCCGCGUUAACUGGUUGAUUGUGCAGGAAGACACUCCCGAGGAAGCGCGCCUGUAGUCGGUAAUGUAGGCCAGCGGGGUCGGUUGUUAUGGUCCUUCCUCGAUUUGUUCAGCAAUAAUGCCCCCGUUAAAGGGAGGAUGGGUGAGGCACACAGCUGUUCAGCUGUUUCCUGAAAGCCUGCAGAUGUUCGUUUACCACCAGUCGGUCAAAAGAUGAAGCGGAUUUCAUUGUUCUCAGCUUGUCGUCCUUGUGGUUUGUCAGUGCUGGCUUUGCUUUCUCACUUUUUUGGGGUGUUGGCACAGUGUGUAAAAACAAUAAUUCACCCUUUAGUGUUUUUUUAAACUUUAAAACCCAAAAUGUAGAAAGAACUUAGUGGUAAUCCUCUCCUUUGCUACAAACGGGGCUUACACAUUCAAUGAAUGUGGCAAAAUACAAAAAUGACCAUAAAGCACUUUCCUCGCUUUUUUACAUGCAGUGUUCAUCCACAUUACCACUCUGGUCUCAUUUCAUUCACUUAAAACAAUGGCAUUACCAAACCAAUUAACAGUACUUCUUUAUUCAACACGUCAUAGUAAUGUGCCAAAACUGUGGCCAUUGAUAGCAAGCCAGCUAAGAAUAUUUAAGUUAUAAACUGUUACGUGUCUAAGAAGGCGGUUGCUAACCAGCGGGACUCCAAAUUUCUUUAUAUUCUCGUUGUUUAUACUUUUAACCAGUUAAUAUCCUGGUUGGUGGUUUCAUUCCUAAUAAUGCAUCAUAAUUUAUUAGCCUACAUGUAGUUGGUCUUGAAUAGAUGUGGACUAGAAUGUCUCAAAAUAAAGGGAUCAGUAGCAUGAGAUGUAAAUGUAAAAUAGCAGCAUGUCAUGUGAGGGAACGAAGCAUGAAGCUCAACUUUACAAAAUCACUAAAACGUCUUUCCCUCCUGACUUCUUUGGCAGCCGCUCUUCCUCCUUUGCCAUCGCCCCUCUGGCUUCCUCCUGCAGCUCGAAUCUCAAUUAGCUGUUUCCAAGCCCACAUAGAGCUUCCACGGCAGCAACUCCUGCAUCUCCCUUCCUCUUCCUCGCCUCCUUCCAAAUCACUUCGCACAAUAGACUUCCUCUCCAAGGUGGAGACGGCAGACGAGCCGGUGCUCAGAGAGGACCUGCGGGCCGCUAAGGGGGUCGAGAGGUUUGACAUCCCCCUUGAUAACCUGAAGAGGAUGUUUGAGAAACCCGCUGUGGUGAACGUGGAAGGAGCAGCCGUCCAGCCUUCUUCGUCCAAAAGAGGGAGUUCUGGCAUUCUCGCACACACCAGCCCGUCUACAGGUCGGACCAUGGCCGCUCUGUCGGUGGUAUUUGUCGGCGAAGGUCGAUCCGCGCCAGGACAUCCAGAGGACGGGGCCCCGAGCGCCGAGGAUCAGGAGGGCGAGCCGGUGUCUGUGAAAGAGCGACUGGCGAUGUACCAAGCCGCCGUGUCGAAGAAGGAGAGCGCCAGUUCCUCCGCCGCGGUGAUGAGUGAGUCGGAGGCGCGCUCGCUGCCCGGAGGCCUGGCCAGCGUGAAGAAACAGUUCGAGAGCCGGGAGUUUGCCUCCUCCACCUCCCAGUCCGCCGUCGCCCAGGUUCACUUUGAGCAGAGAUCUGUCCAGGAGACGUCGAGCUCCUCGGAGGUGACGGUGAGAAGCAGCACCAGAGAGGUCGUCCCCUCCACGAGCCUCCUUCACGAACAACACCAGGUGAUCCAUGAUGAAAGAGUGCACCAGAACCACGUGGCUGCCAGUUACGGGAACCACUACAACGAAACAGUUAUGGUCAUUGGAGGAGAGGACCUACCGAAGGUUUCCACUCAGUCUUUGAAGCAGCAGUACGAGAAAACGAUUGAGGAAGCUGCACCAGCCAAGGAAAUUAAGGUCGAUGUGGAUUUCAACCAGUUUCAAUGGGCACCAGUGACUCAGUCCUCCACGUCAAGCUACGACGCCUCGUCCACCGUAAAGACGGCCACUCGCACUGCGUCAUCAGUGGCGUCUGCCUCGUCAUUUGCUUACGAACUGACGGAUCAUUUCCCUCCUCCACCCUCAAACCUGCCACAGGACACCCCUGACCAUGUUUCUUCCCAGCCUCAGGAGCCAGCCUCCCAACACAAACACGCUAAUACUAAGGAGCAGUACUUUAAACACAAGAGUACAGCUGAGCUAAAGCGCCUCUACAAGCACAUCAAUCCAGAGGUCCGCAAGAACCUCCAGGAGGACUUCUUGAGUGAGCUCACCGAAGCAGAAAGAAAGGACUUGGAAAGCGAGGAAAUGAUUGGAGAUGUCCAGCAGGCGUGCUACUUGUUUGAGAAUGACGGCAAUGGCUCAAGCAAGUGUUCGAGCCCUGACAGGGAGUACGUGGAGUGGGAUGAAAUCCUCAAAGGCGAAGUGCAGUCCAUGCGCUGGAUGUUUGAGAACAAGCCAUUAGAUACGAUCAAAGACGACAACCCGGGGGAAGACCAGGUGGGGAAUAUUGCCCAGCAGGAAAUCAUUGCCGGGAAAGACGUCAGACACACGGCUUGGAUGUUUGAGACUCGGCCCAUUGAUGCUCUGGGGACAGACGCUGUUGAUGCAACCGGGCAGUCGCAGAAAUCAACAGCUGAUCUCGCGAGAGGAGACGUCCGCACCGCCACGUGGCUUUUUGAGACGCAGCCACUUGAUUAUUUGAACAAGAUCUACCAGGAAGACGAGCAGGAGACGGCCGUUGUCGUUAACAGAAGCAUCACGGGCGGAGAUGUGAAAACCGCCAGAUAUCUCUUUGAGACCCAGCACCUGGAUUCCCUGGGUAAAACGGAAACCAUCGAGGAGAGCAACUUCCUCAACCUGAAGUCUGAGCUGGAGGAGGUCAAAGGGGACGUGAAGACGACCACUCGCAUGUUUGAGACCCAGCCCAUGUGUGUCAUCAGGGGGGAUUCGGGAGAGAUGCUGGAGAUCACCACCAUCCGCCGGGAGGAGACUGAGAAGGGAGACGUCAAGACGUCACGCUGGAUGUUUGAAACCCAGCCCCUGGAUAUUAUUAACAAAGACCCAGCCGUGGUGAAGCUGAUUUGUGGUAUCUCCAUGGAGGACGACGUCCAAGUUGGUGUGAACAAAGGCAGGUGGCUUUUCGAGACAAAGACCCUCGACACCAUCAGGGAUGAAGAAUGGGAGAGUUCCAGGAAGCAAAAGGAGGACAUAAUUGGUACGGACGUGAGGAAGCACUGUCUGGUUUUCGAGACUCAGGCUAUGGACACACUGAAAGACAACGCCAAUGCUAGACCGUUACCUUCUGAGGAGAUAGUAGGAGGAGAUGUUCAAACGGCAAAACACCUGUUUGAAACGGUCCCCAUGGAAAAUCUGAAAGAACUGCUGGAAGUGGGGAAACUUCAGAAAAUGGUUGCAUCGGAAGAAGAAAAGGGCGACGUUAGACAUCAAAAGUGGGUCUUUGAGAGCGAGCCGCUGGAGAACAUAAGGGAGGAGAAGAAAGAGAUUACAAGAACGGUGAACCUUGAAGCUGUUGACAAAAUCGAUGUGACCAAUUACAAAGAAAGGUUUGAAAGUAUGGAUUUAAGUAAGUGUGAAGGAACGCAGAAAAUCCAAGUUGAAGGCGUCACGAGUGGAUCCGUCAGAUCCAACAGAGUUCUCUUUGAAUCCACCCCUAUGUACGCGAUGCAAGACAGCUCCGGCCAUUACCACGAGGUGAAAACCGUGAGGCGCGAGGAGAUUGUGAAGGGAGACGUGCGCAGCUGCCGAUGGAUGUUUGAAACCCGCCCCAUCGAUGAGUUUGAUGAAAGUAUCAAUAGGUUUCAGAUCAUAAAAGGUAUAUCGAAGCAGGAGGUGGAGUCGGGGGAUGUCAAAACGGCCAAGUGGUUGUUUGAAACUCAAGCGCUUGAUUCCAUUAAAUCUUUUGGUCAGUGUGAGGACGAAGAACAUGCAUGCAAGGAAGGUAUUGAAAUUGAGAAGGGAGACGUCAAGACUUGCAGGUGGCUAUUUGAGACUCAGCCGAUGGAUGCUCUGUACGAAAAGAUGGAAAAAAGCGAAGUUGACGUCGAGGAAGUUCAAAGAGGUGACGUCAAAACGUGCACGUGGCUCUUCGAGACCCAGACACUUGACAACAUACGUGACCACACCGAAUCCGAGACCAUUCUGAAAACCUGCACGGUGAAACAAGACGACGUCCAAGGAAAAGACGUGCGACUGGCCCGCUUCCUUUUUGAAACGGAGAACCUGGAAAAUCUCACUGGCGAGGACGGCGGUUCCUUCAGGAGGGUCACAGAAAUUGACGUCCAGUCGGGCGAUGUCUCCAGGAUGAAGUACAUCUUUGAGAAUCGCUCCUCGGACAUCAUGAGCUCCAGCUCUGGGGAAACCAUGCAGAGGCUGAAGACGCAGCAGGUGGAAGAAAUUCAGAAAGGCGACGUGGUGAACUGCACCUGGAUGUUUGAGCAUCAUCCCAUCGAUAACAUCCGCGACGAGUCGGCGGACGCAAAGGAAAGUCGCACCGUGACUGACGUCAAGGGAGGCGACGUCGAUAAGGGCCGCUUCAUUUUUGAGACCUACUCUCUGGAUGAAAUUAAGGAGGAUUCUACGGAGACUGACAAAUCAAAAAUCACAAGUAUCUUCAGAGAAGAAGUGGAGAGGGGAGAUGUGAAAAAUUACACCAUGAUGUUUGAAACUCAGCCGCUGUAUGCAAUCUGUGACAAAGAGGGCCGUUAUCAUGAAGUGACCACGGUUACUAAGGAAGAAAUCAUUAGAGGAGACGUGGUGGGGGCUCGGUGGCAGUUCGAGACAAAGCCCCUGGAUUCAAUUAGAGAUUCCGAGGAGGUCUACGUUAUCAAAGCCGUGACUGAGGAAGGCAUCAACAAAGGAGACGUUAACACUGCGAGGUGGAGGUUUGAAACGCAACCUCUGGAUGAAAUUACCGAGGAAGGAAAAGUCAGGUUGAAAAGCGUGGCGGAUAUUCAAGGUGGCGAUGUGAAGACAAACAAGCAGCGAUUUGAGACCGAUGAGAUGUCUCAGAGGUAUGUCAAAACUGUCAGCGUGAGCGAAAUCCAAAAAGGCGACGUCAGGUCUGCCACGUGGAUGUUUGAAACACGCACAAUUGACGAGAUCCGCGGCGAAGGCGCAGAGUAUGAUGGCAUGGAGAGAGUGACAAAAGAGGAAGUAAUGAAAGGGGAUGUCAAGCAGUCUGUGUGGCUCUUUGAGAAGCAGCCUCUUGACACUAUCAAAGAGACCGACGGCACAGAGCUUGUUGUCACAAAGGAGCAAAUCCCGCAGGCCGACGUGAAGUCGACAACAUGGUUGUUUGAAUCCACUCCGUUCAAUGAAUUCAACGAGAGCGAAAUGAAAAGGACUGAAAUAAUGGGUAAGAGCAUCAAAGACACACUUGAGGAGCUCUACUCUCAGAAAAUGGUCGAAUCCCAGGGUGUUCUCAUUGAAGCAGACGAGAUCGGUGACGUGCGCAUGGCAAAGUACAAUCUCAUGAACCAGAAGGCGCCCCAAAUCCAGAGAGAGGAGACCAUCAGAGGGGACCUGAGCAACAUAAUGAUGAACCUCCUGAGCCGCAGGGAGGUCACCGAAAGGGGGAUAACUAUCGACAGCGAGGAGCGGGGCAACAUCAACACCACGGUGAGGCAGCUAUUCAACCAGGAAAGGGGAAUCAAUGUGGAGAAAGAGGAAAUUGUCCGCGGUGACAUUCAAGAGGCCGUAAACAAUCUCCUCAAGAGUGAGGGCUCCUCCAAGCGUGGCAUUCUGAUUCAAGAGGAUGAGAAAGGAGACGUGAAGUUGACUAUCUACUCCCUCUUGAACAAAGGGGAGCGGGCCAGCAUGGAGAAAGAGGAUAUCGUUCAAGGGAACGUAAGCAGAACGCUCCACCGCCUCCUCUCCAACUCCGGGGGAGAAGACUCCAAAAAGAUACGGGUCGGAGACAAGGAAAGGGGCAACGUCAGCUUUUACUCCACGUGCAUUGAAUCGGGCGCCUUGGAUUAUCUGAAGCAGCUCCAGUACGAACCUGGUGAAACCCAGGAAGAAUCGAGAAAGGAGAACAUCAUAGGCGGGGACAUCCAGGAGACCAAAAUCUUGCUGCGGAAGAGUCAGCAGGAGAUUGGUCGCACGGUGGCCAAACACGAGAUAGUUCCUGGUGACGUGCACAGCAACGUAAAGGUCUUCAUGACGGAGCCUGCUGUUACCUACAGAAACCUGGAGAAAAGGGAUAUUGUCAAAGGUGACCUCAAUGCAGCCCUGGAUUCUCUGACCCAGGCCAUGAAUCAAAAGGUUUUAAUAGAAAAAGAGGAGGUGGUGAAGGGAGACAUCCCGACUACUCUGAAGUCUCUGGAGGAGGCCCAGCAUCAAGCCAAGGAAAUGGAAAAGCCUGAAAUUAUCAGAGGAGAUAUUAAAGGUGCUCUAGAGUCCCUGGAGAAAUCAGCAACCACCAACACGGAAGUCACAGUCGAAGAUUUAGUGCCAGGCGAUAUCAAAGGGACCCUGAAGUCCCCGGAGGAGGCCAAGAAAGCGGUGAAAGAGGUUGAAAAAGAGGAGAUCCUCAAAGGGGACAUACACAUAGCCAUGCAGAGUUUACACGAGGCAACGAGUGAGAAGAAGACUUUCCAGCAUCAAGUGAGCGAACAGGGAGAUGUUAGAGGCACCAUUCAGCUCCUGCUGGAGCCGACUUCUCCCAGACUUCAGCGCCGCGGGAGCGUCGAAGGAGACGUGAAAACAUCCAUAAAAUGCCUCUAUGAAGGACAGGAGGCAACACGGGUGGAAAAGGAGGAGGUCGUAAAAGGCGACGUUCGAGGGGCGAUAAAGAAUCUGAUGCAGAGAAAACAGUAUUCGAAUCUGAAGCGCACACACCCCGCUAAGAAAGCCAAAGUGCCCGUGAAGAAUCCAUUAAGUGCAAAGCCAGCUGAGCGCGAAUGCUUACCGAAAGCCCAGAGUGAGAGGGAGGGAGCCGAUCCAUCCCCCGCUGUGGAAAAGCUCUCUCAGAGCGCUGAGUCACAGAAGCACACGGAGAGGCACAAUGAAAGCAAAUCAGUGAAAACCCAGGUAAUAACCCAGGAGGCCCACUCUGUUACUGUGGCCAAAACAGAUAAUACCACUGGGGCCGCUCAACAGAUGAGCACGAGAGAACAGAAGCAGCAAGUUCUGCCCCCGCAGAAAACACCGGCUCCUAAGUCUAUUCUGGUACCGGAGAAGCAGAUGACUAUCAGCGAGCAGGCUGCCGUGGACGUGAUGAAAGAGGUGCAAAACAUCAGAACAUCAACUCACACCAAUAUUUCAAGCAAACAAGUGUGCGAAACAAAGUCAAUCAAGCAGGUGCACGCCACGGCGACGGAGAGGACGGCGGUCGUUCGGAGGCAAACCGCCGCGGAGCAAACGUCUCUGGUCCAAGCGGAGAACCGGGCGCUCCUCCAGAAGCACAGCGCAAAGAAUACAGAGACGACGACGGCGGCGGCGGCGGUCGUUCAGAGGCAAACCGCCGCGGAGCAAACGUCUCAGGUCCAAGCGGAGAACCGGGCGCUCCUCCAGAAGCACAACGCAAAGAAUACAGAGACGACGACGACGGCGGUCGUUCGGAGGCAAACCGCCGCGGAGCAAACGUCUCAGGUCCAACUGGAGAACCGGGCGCUCCUCCAGAAGCACAACGCAGAGAAUACAGAGACGACGACGACGGCGGCGGUCGUUCGGAGGCAAACCGCCGCGGAGCAAACGUCUCUGGUCCAAGCGGAGAACCGGGCGCUCCUCCAGAAGCACAACGCAAAGAAUCUGAACAGUGGCCACCGCAGCCUCGCCACCAGAGGUGAUGGUGGGACUAAGAAGGUCAAGCCGGAGAUUCACUUCCCCCCUCCUCCCUCUUCGCCGCCUCCGCCCUCCGAGUCGGAACUCUCCCUCCCCCCGCCGCCCUCGCCGGAGGGCCUGGCGCGCCCCCCCUCUGUCAUGAGGCAGGACAGUGACCUCCCGCCGCCGCCGCCACCGCCGCCCCAUGAAGGGAAUCCCGAGGCUGAGUUUUUCCCUCUCCCUCCGCCUCCCCCCCCUCCGCCCUCUGUGGGCGGCCAAGAUUUCCUCCCGCCACCUCCCUCGCAGCAAGAGCUCCACGCGGCGCCGCCGCCUGCAGGGCGGGGCAAACCGAUAGGAAAGCCUCUAUUCAAAGUGCCCACGCAAGCAGAGACACAGAAGCAGGCAGUACAAAUGAAACCCAAAUGGCAGAAAAAGCAGCCGACGCCCCCAACACCACCACCACCACCCACUCAGCCCCCUCCCUCCCGGGCAGAAAUGUCAAUGGAGCAGAAGGAAGGAGCUGAAGUUCAGACAGUGAAGAAGAUUGAAACAAGCGAGCGGGUCCAGUCCGAAGUGACGGCGUCAACAACAAAAAUCCCGAGCAUCCCAGCUGUGAGCCCGAAGCCACCGAAGAAAAGCUUCGUCCCUCCCAUCAAGCUGCCCCCACCUCCUGAACCCGCUCCGCCCGCAAAGCCGAAAACCUACGCUCGGAAAUUUAAAACGCCUCUCAUGCUCGCAGAGGAAAGGUACCGCCAGCAAAUGGAAACAGAAGAAAUAGCCAGGAGCAAUGUCACCACUCCCACUUCUCCACCCGUCAAGAGGCCCUCGUCCGCUGCCGCGAGGAGCGCAGAGACGGAGGAGGCCGUGGACGCGUCAAAAGCAAAAAGCGGAGAAGCUACGGCUGUUUCCACAGACGGAAUAAUGCCUGCCAAGAACACGGAUUCCCAGAUCCCUUUGAGCAAACCGCUGAUCUCAGUUUUAAAUAAGAAAUCACAGUCUGGAUCUUCAAACGUGUCCGUGGAUAAAACAAGCGUCACCAGCCAGCACGUGGAAAAAAUGGCCUCAAAUGAGGUUGUUAACAAGACUCAAGCCGCUCACAAGCAGCAGACGGUUUCCUCUUCGCAGGCCUCAAAUAUUGAGAAGCAGUCAUGCUCGAAGUGGGUCACUUCUUCGGUCACGGAGCAGCAGUUUAUUAAGAAAUCCGGCACCAGGUGCGUCACGGCUGUCCAGGAAAAUGUAAAUCUCCAGACCGCGGCCGCGUUGACAGCUGAAGAUGUGAGGAACAGAGGUGCGCCUCUGACGCCGGGGGCCAAAAUGAGUCCCUCUCAAUCCACUAAAAUUCCAAAGGCCGCCCCGAGUUUCAAGGUGAAAACCUUUAAGAUGCCGACGGAGACUAACGAGGAGAGAUGUGACACGCACUCGCAGCGGGAGGAGAGCCAAACGAAAGGGAUUCAAAGGAGCCAUCUGACGUCCGCGAGAACCGAGAUGAGGACGGAGAUGACCGUAAAGGAGAAGAAAAGUCACGUGACCGCACAGGAUGUGGAGCAGGACGUGCACGUUGAAAAGGGAGAGCAGGUACAGAGGCACGUGGCCGACGUGAAGCCGUCCCCGCCGGUUACUCUCUCAAUGCCCGAGGAGGGGAAGAUGGCACCGGCACCAGCGCAUAGCGGCCACGUCUCCGUCUCCGUCUCCCGUGGCUGUCAGCAGAGCGUCAGGACGGAGAGCGUCAGGACGGAGCGCGUCCAACGCCACGAGGAGGCGGUGCUGACCGAGAGCGUGGUGCAGCAGAGACGAGAGGCCGCGCACGCGAGGGCGCACAAAGCGGCUCGCGGAGACGAGUCUCGCUCCGGAAAAAUCUCCGAUUUGGAGAAAUGCCGUGUGAUGCAGAGGCUGCUUGCCGAGAUGAAAGAGCUGGAAGGCGCGCCCGGCAAAAUGGACUCCGACGCCGUCGGGGUGAUAAUGAGCAAACUGCCCGACUGGGCGAUGGGCUCGGACGAGAAGAGGAACUUUGGUGAAAUAGCUCAACAGCAAAGUAAGAAGAAGCUGAAAGAGAUGAUGGUCUACGUGAGGAAUAUCUGUCACGCUAAACUCUCGCUUCUGGAGGAGAGCGCGAAGGCCGCAGAACAGCCGGGCCAGGAAAGGGACGCCGCGCCGCCGAGACCGGACGCCGGCUCUCCCGCCGCGACAAGCGCGACGGUCUCGAAGAUCAGCAUCGGCUCGUCCCUCCAGGAGAGGAAGGUCCACCGGGAGCAGUGGGAAGCGUCCGACCGGAGGGUGUCCUCCCCGCUGGCGAGCGUCCGCACCCCGUCGCCGACCUUCAUCAGCAUCGAGUCGAGGAGGAUCGACUCGCAGUCGCGGGUGACCCCGUCCCCUCCACCCUUCAGGGCGGUCGGUACGCCUCCGCCUCCGCCGCGCAGGUCACACACACCCACGGCCGCCUCCCGGGCCACGCCGUCCCCCACUCUGUGCCGCUCCGAGAAGCUGACGAAGCUGAGGGACACCACCUCCAAGCUCUCGCGCAGCAUGACCCCUCCCCCUCCGCCGCCGGCGCCGGCGUCGGACUGCGUCUUUGCCGAGAGGGAGCAGUGCUCCCCGUUUCAGGUCGGGGAGCCUCCAGCAGACGGAGGCGAGGAAGGCUCGGUCGACAUGGCCGAAAUGGUGGACUCCAUGAUGACCGUGAGGGACAAAAAGUCCUUCUUCGAGGAGGCGCAGAAGGUGGAGGGGAGCAGGAUGUACACCCGGAAGGAUCCCAUUGACAUUCCGGAGCGCUUGGGGCCCGACGCCGAGGAAGGCGCUGCGGCGGCGAUGGACGUUUCGAAGGCGGAUCUCCCGAAGGUGGACCUCUCCAAGCUGGUGAACAGGUUUGAAUCCCCACAGCCGAAGGUCUACGCCAGGAAAGAGCCCAUUGUCAUCGCGGAGAGGCUGGGCAGUGACACGGAGGACGCCGAGGCCGACCCGCCGAGGACCGACGAGGUCCACUCGUUCAACGUCAGAGCCAUAAAGAACGUGUUCGAGACCGGCGAGCACGGCUCCCAGGCUGCCCGCGAGCUCCGGGAAAUAAUCGAGCGGAGGGAACCCGAGGCGGCCCGCCCCCAGGCGGCCGCUCGCGCGGAGACGACCGUGGUCACCGAGCUAUUCUGCGCCGUCGACGACGCGACAGCUCACCGGCCCGGCAGCUCCGCGGCCCGCGGCAACCCCCCGUCCUACGCCGACGUGGUGCGCGGCGCCGCCCAGGCGGCCGACGUGCCCGCCGACGUCUCCACCGAGGAGCUGCUCAGGAGCUUCCAGCAGUCGUGGAGCGAGAGCCAGGGGGUGUUCCAGAACCUGGGGUUCAGCGUCACGGAGCAGAGGAGCUCGCAGGUGGUGACGCGCCAGCAGGCGACCGUCGUGACGGAAAAUUCGAGUUCCCGAGUCCGAGCUGUGCCGGGCGUGUCGGAAGAGGGUUUACCCGAUGGAGUCGCUCUACGCCGACAAACACAACUUCCAUAGGAGCUGCUUUCGCUGUGAGCACUGCAGCGGCAAACUAAGCCUCGGAAACUACGCCUCUCUCCAUGGACGAAUGUACUGCAAGCCACACUACACGCAACUGUUCAAAUCCAAAGGAAACUACGACGAGGGAUUUGGACAGAAACCACACAAAGAACUAUGGAACAACAAGAACCAGAACAUUUCACCCGAAAAGACCAAAACCAAAUCCCCGCCACCCGAAGGGAAGAUCCCAGAUUCCAGAAUUCCCGCUGCUCAGGGCGCCUCCGGUACCCGGGGAGCCGACGCGAGGAAACCGGACGACGAAAGCCAAAAGCUCGGCGCCAAGAUGUCUGUGGUGUGGCCCCCUCAGCCGGAUUCUCCGAAGAAGUCCUUCGCCUUCGAGGAGGAGUUGAAGCUGAUGAAGCCCUCGUGGCCCCCGAGGGAGGACCCGGCCCAGGAGAUGAAACGCCCGAACCCUUCGUCGGAGGAGACGGAUCGCCCCGCUGCGCAAGUGCAAAAUGGACCCCAGGAAAAUGACGAGAUGCGAGAGAAUGUGACAAAGCGGGAAGAGGCCGCGGACCCGGCAAGUGGCGAUCGCAGCGGAGAAACGGCGCCGGCACAAGUGGCUGCCGAGGUGGACUCUGAAGUGCGGCCCGGAAGGGGAGAGAAGGAACAAAGGCAAGUGGGAGGCACGACGGUGGAGGAAGAUGCGGGGAGUCACGGGCCAAUUGAAAGCGCGGCGGGGGAGAAGGCAGUGGAGAUGGAUGAGCAGGACGCGGACGCCAUCAGUGGGCAGCCGGUAAAGGUCACUGUAAUAGACGAGGUUCCGGCGGGGGAGGGCCGGCCACUCAAUGCAAACUCCAACAAUAACAAUAAUUCCGGCCAGACGGCGGCGGGUCACGCCUACCGGUUUCAAGGGCCGAGCGAGGUCAAG
Molecule: messenger RNA, 12718 nt
Organism: Gasterosteus aculeatus aculeatus (three-spined stickleback)
Lineage: Eukaryota; Metazoa; Chordata; Actinopteri; Perciformes; Gasterosteidae
Source: RefSeq, a predicted model, not a curated record